AUGGAUCCAUCAGCGGUUCAAGAAGUGAAGAAACCUGAUCAAUAUCUCUCAGCCUCAAAGACAACGCCACUUCUGUAUGAAGAGAAGAAACUCAACGCCACUUCUGUAUCCGCUCUUGAUAUGAUACUCGAGUCUCUUUGGAAGAUUAGGUUUUUCUUUAACGCUUAUUGGUUGGAUUAUGUUGAAUCUGCUCCCCCAAAGGAGAUACUUCGUACUUUCCUACUCAACAAUCUCAGUCUCACUCAUUCUCUGGAAUCAAACGAUGUUCUUAAACUGUUUCUAAACAUCUUGGAGCUUCUUCCUCGCUGUUAUUCACACUUUGAAGUUGAUGAAGUGGCCACAACCAUUUGCAUUAGAUGCAAGAUGAAUAUGGCGUAUUCUCGUCAACGUUCUUAUGGCAUCAUCGUCAAUGCUGAUUCACUAAGAGUUUACAACUCUGUAUUCGUGAUUAAUGCAUUUGAGACUACCCUUAAGAUCAUCAGGCUCAACGUUAAGAUGCUUUGCGACAAGGAAGGAUGUGGGAAACGAAACUAUGUUCAACGUAUGAUAAACAAUCUCCCAACUGUUUUCACAAUUGCACUUCAGUGGGAGAACAAUGAGACUAGCAUCGAUAUAUUCAGGGCAGCUACUGUUCUAGAAACUGAGAUAUGUAUUAGUGCCAUAUACAGAUACAAAUGUGACAGCUUAUACACCAAAUACCAUCUGGUCUCAAUGGUUUGCUCGCAUGGGGAUCAAUACAACUGUAUAGCUUAUGAAAACAAUAGAUGGGUCAGAUAUUUUGGUUCUGCGAUAGAGGUUAUAGGAGACUGGAAGAGUGUUGUCAACAGUUUCCUAACGCACGAUAUUCGACCCGAGAUUCUGUUUUUUGAGAGCGUACGUAAGCUCCUUGGACAGCAUACAUGCUUAUGUUUUUUACCUUUGCUAAUGUGUGUCUUCCCAGUUCCACCUACAUGAAUCGCAG
Messenger RNA from Camelina sativa (false flax), 961 nucleotides. RefSeq lists its product as uncharacterized. The record is from RefSeq and is a predicted model, not a curated record. Gene Ontology annotation, biological process: protein deubiquitination. Gene Ontology annotation, molecular function: cysteine-type deubiquitinase activity. Lineage: Eukaryota; Viridiplantae; Streptophyta; Magnoliopsida; Brassicales; Brassicaceae.